AUGACGAAGGCGUGGGUCGAGGAGAACGUGACGCGACCGAUGCGACGCAUAGGGGUGGGGAAACUCGGGAUGGUGCAGCUGUAUUGGAACGAUUACGAUAAGAAAAAUUACGUCGACGCGGCGCUGUUUUUGACGGAUUUGAAGCGGGCGGGGAAAAUCGGCGCGGUUUCGCUGACGAAUUUCGACACGAAGCGCGUGAAGGAGAUGGUGGACGCGGGCGCGGAGAUUUCGACGAAUCAGAUUCAGUACUCGUUGCUCGAUCGACGGCCGGAGAAGGUGAUGGUGGACUAUUGUCGACAGACGGGCGUCGGGCUGUUGCCGUACGGCGUCGUCGCGGGGGGACUGUUGUCGGAUAAAUAUUUGGACGCGCGCGCGGAGGACGUCGUCACGAAUACGUCGUCGCUGCGAAAGUACGCGUCGGUCAUCGGGCAAGUCGGUGGAUACCAGUGGUAUCAAAGUUUGCUCCGAACGCUCCGCGCCGUGGGCGACAAGCACGACGGCGCGAGCAUCGCCAACGUGGCGUCGAAGUGGGUCCUGGACUCGCCCGCGGUGCCGGCGAUCAUCGUCGGCGCGCGAAACGCGAAUCACGUCUCCGAUCACCUCGCGCUCUUCGACUUUGAUUUAGACGCCGAUGAUCGAGCGGCGAUCGCGAGCGUGCUCGCGAAGGGCGCGCAGCCGACCGAAGACGCGUACACGUGGGAGCGCGGAGGUCGAUGGUAGAGCUACUAGUGAGGUUGU
This is a messenger RNA of Ostreococcus lucimarinus CCE9901, 738 nucleotides long. RefSeq lists its product with no specific name. The record is from RefSeq and is a predicted model, not a curated record. NCBI's taxonomy places the organism in Eukaryota, Viridiplantae, Chlorophyta, Mamiellophyceae, Mamiellales, Bathycoccaceae. The coding region runs from base 1 to 720 and encodes 239 amino acids. The transcript has a single exon.